Messenger RNA from Anopheles arabiensis, 1038 nucleotides. It is a transcript of the gene Etfb, whose product is annotated as electron transfer flavoprotein subunit beta. The record is from RefSeq and is a predicted model, not a curated record. Gene Ontology annotation, cellular component: cytosol. Gene Ontology annotation, molecular function: electron transfer activity. NCBI's taxonomy places the organism in Eukaryota, Metazoa, Arthropoda, Insecta, Diptera, Culicidae.
GACAUUCUAUGAUAAUCUUGCGCGAAUAGACUUUGGACAUACAAUUUGCCAACAUCCAACUUGCGGUAGCUCUGGGGUGCUUAAUUGACGCCAAUUUAUUUGUGCUGAAGUUUCCAGUGAGCAGAAAGAAAUUUCACCAUGUCCCGAGUAUUAGUUGGAGUAAAGCGUGUUAUUGACUAUGCCGUGAAGAUUCGCGUUAAGCCGGACAAAUCCGGUGUCGUCACUGAAGGGGUCAAGCACUCCAUGAACCCUUUUGAUGAAAUUGCUGUAGAAGAAGCAGUCAAAUUGAAAGAGAAAAUCGCCACUGAGGUGGUGGUUGUUUCGGUUGGUCCUUCUCAAUCCCAGGAAGUACUCCGUACGGCCCUUGCCAUGGGGGCAGAUCGUGGAAUACAUGUAGAGGUAGCAGGCAAGGAGUUUGAUCUUCUUCAGCCUAUACAUGUUUCGAAAAUACUGGCCAAACUCGCACAAGAUGAGAAAGCGGAUCUAGUGAUUCUCGGUAAGCAAGCCAUCGAUGAUGAUUGCAAUCAGACGGCGCAGAUGACUGCCGCUGUGUUAGAUUGGCCACAGGCUACUUUCGCCUCUAAGGUCGAAAAGAAGGAGACAUUAAAGGUCGUGCGCGAGGUGGACGGUGGACUGGAAACCAUUAAGACUAAGAUGCCGGCAGUAGUUAGUGCUGACUUGCGUCUAAAUACCCCACGCUAUGCUACCCUUCCCAACAUCAUGAAGGCAAAGAAGAAACCGAUAAAGAAACUUGCACCGAAAGAUUUGGGAGUUGACACAACGCCCCGUAUCGAAAUUGUCUCCAUCGAAGAUCCUCCUGUCAGACAAGCUGGAUCCAUACUGCCGGACGUGGACACUUUGUUGACCAAACUGCGUGACGGCGGUCAUAUCAAGUAGGAGUCUCUGAGUGGAGUUAGGUAAACUUCACAGUGAAUGUUGCCGAGGUAGUAAUGUUUCAAGGUUUUGGGGGUUAUUAGCUUGUCAAUCAAAUUGUGAAUAAAAAUUAAACUGCUAUAGUUUAUCCGUUUCGCACAAAAA